ACAGUUUAAACAACAGCUGGACGGGUGAGAACUCAAGGGGAGGGUAUAAUUUCUUAUUUCUGUUUCCUCUUUUUCCAUUAAUGCAUGAGAGAUUUGUACAUAAUGUAACAUGAGUUUGGCUUGAGGUCUUCAGCCAGGCGUUAUGAAAUAAGCUGAAAGCUUGUGUAAGAAAACUCGCACUGGGAACUUUGAGUCUCAGAGUUUUGAUCAUGGAGGCGACAGCCAAAUAUGACUUCAGUGCUUCAGCGGAGGAUGAGCUGAGCUUCAGGAAAGGAGAUAACAUCAAGGUUUUAGCUACCAAUGACAACUGGUUCCGAGCAGAAAUAAGCGGCAUGGAAGGAUUUGUGCCGCAGAAUUACAUCAUCACACACUUCCCCAGCUGGUUUCAGGAGAACAUCAGCCGGCAAGCCUCACAGGAGAAACUGAUGUCUCAGCCAAUCGGAUCCUUCCUCAUCCGCGGCUCACAGAGUUCACCAGGAGACUUCUCUAUUUCAGUCAGACAUGAAAAUGAUGUUCAGCACUUUAAGGUGAUGAGAAGCAGAAGCGGGCAGUACUAUCUCUGGGACGAGAAGUUCAGUUCUCUCAACCAAAUGGUGGAGUUUUACACCAACAACUCCAUUUCCAAACAGAGUCGAGUGUUUCUGCUGACAGAACAGCGGAGUCCAUCGGACGUUCCACGCAGAAAUCCUGUACAACCAUCGGCCUUGUCUCAGGGGAGACCCAACACUUGCAGGGCACCAGCUCUGCCCCGCCCCCCUGAGCCUCAACCACUUCCACAGUCGUCUGGGACGUCAGUUCGAGCCAUGUUUGACUUCACUGCAGAAGAUCAAGAUGAGCUGAACUUUCGCACUGGAGAUCUUAUUGAGGUUCUAGAUCAGUCGGAUCGUUUCUGGUGGAAGGGUCGUCUUCGUGGAAGAACCGGACUCUUUCCUGUCAACUACACAAAUCCUCUUUAAAACUCAUCACAGAUGACGCAAACAUCUGAGGAUAGACAAACACACAAUAGAUUAAUAUUGUUUUAUAUUAAACUUCAGUAUAAUACAGAGAGAGGAGUUCAGUUGAACAGCUGAGCACUCACACAUCUUAAGUCAUUAAUCUGCAUAAAAUGUUCUAAAACAUGAUUUAAAGUGUUUUUAUUUAAUAAAUGCCACAGUGAUAACUAAA
Triplophysa dalaica is the source of this 1164-nucleotide messenger RNA. RefSeq names its product GRB2 related adaptor protein 2b (gene grap2b). Bases 210 to 956 code for a protein of 248 amino acids. NCBI's taxonomy places the organism in Eukaryota, Metazoa, Chordata, Actinopteri, Cypriniformes, Nemacheilidae. The record is from RefSeq and is a predicted model, not a curated record. The transcript has 8 exons. Gene Ontology annotation, molecular function: protein binding.